AAGGUGUCGGACGAGGAGCUGCUCCAGUGGAGCAAGGAGGAGCUGAUCCGCAGCCUCCGCCGCGCCGAGGCCGAGAAGAUGAGCGCGAUGCUGGACCACAGCAACCUCAUCCGCGAGGUGAACCGCCGCCUCCAGCUCCACCUCGGCGAGAUCCGCGGCUUGAAGGAUAUCAACCAGAAGCUGCAAGAAGAUAACCAAGAGCUGCGAGACCUCUGCUGCUUUUUGGAUGAUGACAGACAGAAGGGCAAGAAGGUGUCCCGUGAGUGGCAGAGGCUGGGCAGAUACAGCGCUAGUGUUAUGCACAAAGAGGUUGCCUUGUAUUUACAGAAGCUGAAAGAACUGGAAGUGAGGCAGGAAGAAGUGGUUAAGGAAAACCUGGAGCUGAAAGAAUUGUGCGUGUUGCUGGAUGAGGAGAAAAGUGGUGGAGCAGGCAGCCGGAGCUCUAUCGACAGCCAAAUCAGCCUGUGCCAGUUAACUGCGACGAGCACUUACAUCAGAGAUGUCGGGGAUGGGAGUAGUACUUCUAGCACGGGAAGUACAGACAGUCCAGACCAUCACAAACAUCAUCCAAGUACCAGUCCAGAACAUCUUCAUAAAACUCGGGGCGAAGGAAGCCCUGAGCAUCAGAAACACAGAAGCAUCAGCCCAGAGCACCUCCAGAAGCCUCGGAGUUCUGGCAGUCCUGAUCAUCACCUGAAAGGACCAAGUCCAGAACAUCACAAAACCAUUGUCAAAGCACCCGAACAACAAAAGCACAGCAGCGGCAGCCCAGAAACUCUUCCAAAGCACGUUUUGAGUAGUAGCCCUGAACACUUUCAAAAGCAGAGGCCUGGUAGUAGCCCUGAGCAUCAAAAGCACAGCAGUGGCAGCCCAGAUCAUCUUCAAAAGCACACGUUGAGUGGAAGUACAGAACAUCUCCACAAAGUGAGGGGUACGAGCCCUGAGCAUCUCAAACAGCACUAUGGAGGGAGCCCAGAGCAUCUCAAACACCUCAGCGGAGGCAGCAGAGAAGGUACCCUCAGGAGACAAGUAACAGAUGACCUGUCACCUCACCACAGAAGUAUAUACAAUGGAAUGAAUGGUGGGUCCAUACAUUUACUGAAAUCUGUCACUUUGAAAAUUAAAAGUUGUAUGGGUGCUCCAGCACUCUGGUCACCGACAAGUUCCGUGGAUGAGGUGUCAAACAGGCUGGUGCUAACAAGUUCCGUGGAUGAUGAGGUGUCAAACAGGCUGGUGCUGCCUGCAGAGGUGUGCUUCUCUCCCUCUCUGACGCUAGACAGGCGGUGGCACUGCACGUCACAGUGGCGAGUUCACUGUGUAACCAUCAGUGUUGGUGUCCGUCUGAAGAUAGACGUGGCCUUAGUGAAGCAAAAGGGAUGGAGCACCGUGCUAUGGGAUUUGGAGAAGUAUUUUAAUGAGAUGCUCGGUUGUAACUAA
Eurypyga helias (sunbittern) is the source of this 1437-nucleotide messenger RNA. It is a transcript of the gene CCDC85A, whose product is annotated as coiled-coil domain containing 85A. NCBI's taxonomy places the organism in Eukaryota, Metazoa, Chordata, Aves, Eurypygiformes, Eurypygidae. The annotation marks the transcript as partial. The transcript has 4 exons. The record is from RefSeq and is a predicted model, not a curated record.